UUGGCUUUCAGUGAAGUCCAUGCCGCGGAGUCUGUUGCUUACCUCAACAGAGCUUUGGCCCAGUUGCGGGAUAUAUGGGAAGAAAUUGGAGUUCCUGAGGAUCAACGCCUCCAGAGAACUCGAGCGGUUCACGAACACGUCAAAGGUAUUCUGGACUUGAUGAUAGCCGAAGAAGAACAACUCAAAAUUCGAGUCAUGAAAGACGCCGAAUCUUACCGCAAAGAACUUGCUGUUCUGUGCACCGAACUUCAGCUACCUCAGUUUGAGGAGGAAGUAGGCUGCACCAUCUUGCAGCUGGAGAAGUACAACCGCACUCGUCUGGAGCAGCUGAAGGAACAGAAGCGACAGAGAAUGGAGGAUCUCCGGGAUAUUGUCGCCCAAGACCGUGAGUUGUGCGACAUCAUGUGCACCCCUGCUUUGAGCGUUGACCUGGAGUCUGUUCCGUCACUGAAACAACUGGAGGACUACCAUACCCAUGUGGUAGAGCUCACGAAGGAAAAGGAGCGCCGUCAGGAGGAAUUUAUUAGCUUAAAACAGGGGAUAAUCGCAUGUAUUAACGAUCUGGAACGUCAAGCUGAGACCAGUUUUGAAAAGGAUGUCAUGUGCGAAGACGACGAGGCAUUCUGUCUCUCCAAGGACAACAUUGAGAAGCUCAAAAAACUCCUCGGCCAGUUGCAAGCGUGCAAGGCGAAGAAUGAGCAGCUUUGUGCGGAGCUGCGCACCAAGCUACGGGAACUCUGGGACAGGCUGAAGAUCCCCCUGCUGGAGCAGGAGAACUUUUCCGAGCAUAUGAUGAAUUCCAAGAAGAGCAACAUUGAGGCCCUUCAGGCGGAGGUCCAGCGUCUUCAGCUGCUGAGACUUCACAGCAUUAAAAGUGUAAUCGAGGCAGUACGAGCCGAGAUCUCUGAUUACUGGGACUCGUGCUUCUUCAGCCAAGAACAGCGGGAGGCUUUUCGUCAUCAUCAUGAUGACAACUUCACUGAGGAACUCCUCAACCUGCACGAAGCAGAAAUCCAACGUCUGAAGGCGUACUUUGAGGAGCAUAAAGAGCUGUUUGAAGGCGUCACAAAAUGGCAGGAGAAUUGGACCACAUAUCUGGAGCUUGAUAGGAAGGCUAAUGAUCCCAUGAGGUUCAACAACAGAGGCGGGAAUCUUCUGAGGGAAGAGAAACAGCGAAGUGACCUGCAGAAAAGUUUGCCCAAGCUUGAAAAGACUCUGAAGGUCCAAAUAGAUUGUUGGGAGCAAGAGCAAGGCAAACAGUUUUUGGUCAACGGCCAGAAGUUUCUUGAUUACGUGCAGCAGCAGUGGGAGCAGCACCACGUCCAGAAGGAGAAAGAGAAAAUGGAAAGACAACUUAAGAAGAGCAAACAGACUCAGGAGGACAUGCUGUGGGGAACCAAAAUCCAGACGCCAUCCAAAAGAAAGAUGGCCGGAACCCCGACACCCACCAAAAUGAGAAAGAUGGGAAUCUCCACCCUCUGUUCAGACUUCGGGGGAACGUUGUGCCAAUCGUCAAUGCAGAAGACCCCUCUUCCAGCCAGUAAGGGUCUGAGCCUACGCACCCCUGGGCAAGCUAAGACUCCCCAUGCACUUGAGCAGACCAAAGAAAACCUUCCAAACAGGGGCACUGCAUACAGCGCACUCAGGUCUCAGGAUAACCCAGAUUGCACCUUUAACAGUAUUGCUGGCUCCUAUUCGGAAUUUGCGAGGGACUUGUCAGAGGCCUCUAAAUCGACGAAUAUGAAACCCGUGCUGCUUAACUCCACCAUCCUUAAAAAGUGA
Molecule: messenger RNA, 1782 nt
Organism: Nerophis lumbriciformis (worm pipefish)
Lineage: Eukaryota; Metazoa; Chordata; Actinopteri; Syngnathiformes; Syngnathidae
Source: RefSeq, a predicted model, not a curated record